AAGACACCACGCAGACAGACCCGCGCACAGAGACCCACCUGUACUCACCUGAGCAUCAACGGGAUCACGGCUGCAUGGAGCUCCGCUUAUGAAAACUACACUAAGGGCCCAGCCAGGGUGUCAAGUGUGCGCAUGUACAUUCACAAAGGCUGUGAGAAAAAUAUCCACCUGACAAGAGAGAUAGGAAUACUGAAAAGAAGUUGAUAAAGAGGAUGGCGAUGUUGAUGAUGCUGUGCUUAAGCAUCGGCUGGUCCAUGGCAUUCACAGAGGGCACGAAUACUGGAUCCAAUUACUGCUUGUUUAAUGGAACGACUCGUUAUUACAUAUGCCUGGGCAACAAGGUCCAUGAGAUGCCAGCUAAUAUAUCGAAAAAUACAACAUUUGUGGAGAUCAAGCUUACUCAGAUCAGAAGGUUUCAACGAGAAGCCCUUUCUCAACUACACGAGCUGAAGAGAAUAGUUGUGUCAGAAAAUGGUGCCCUUGAACUAAUUGAAGCCUAUGCCUUUUCUAACCUCAUAGAGCUACAGGAAAUAACUAUCACAAAAUCGAAAAAUCUCGUCAUUCACGAAGAUGCUUUUUGGAGCCUUCCAAAACUACGUUAUCUGACUAUAUCAAACACUGGGCUUAAAACCCUACCUGAUUUCUCAAAAAUCAACUCUGCUGCUCCUGAAUUUCUGUUUGAUCUACAAGAUAACAUGCACAUUGAGAGGAUCCCCAGUAAUGCCUUCCUAGGACUAACCAACGCUACCAUAACCGAACUGAGAUUAACAAAGAAUGGGAUACGCGAGAUAGACCGCUAUGCAUUCAAUGGUACCAGAAUAGAAAAACUCUUUCUCAUGGGAAACCAGCAGCUGAGUCGUAUCCACAGUUACGCUUUUAUAGGAGCUGAAGGCCCCAUCGUUCUGGACAUCUCUCGUACUUCCGUCCAUACCCUGCCAGAGAGCAUGCUGAGGACCCUUAAGCUCCUGACGGCCGUCUCUGUCUACUCUCUGAGGAAGCUCCCCAGUCUGGAGCUGUUUUCUGAGCUCACACAGGCCAACCUGACCUACCCCAGCCACUGCUGUGCCUUCAAAAACUUCAAAAAGCACAAGUCUGUAAAGAAUCAGAUGUGCAACGAUCCAGGUGCCCUCCGACUGGAGCCGUAUUUUUACGAAGACUACUGUAAAGAUGUCGUAGAGGUGACGUGCUACCCCAAACCGGAUGCCUUCAACCCCUGCGAGGACAUCAUGGGAUUUACCUUCCUACGUGUUCUGAUCUGGUUGAUCAGCGUGCUGGCCAUCUUGGGCAAUUGCGCCGUUCUUGUGGUGCUCCUCACCAGCCGCUACAAACUGACCGUUCCCAGGUUUCUAAUGUGCCACCUGGCUUUCGCAGACCUCUGCAUGGGCGCUUACCUGUUGCUUAUCGCUGCUGUGGACAUUCACACAGAGUCUCGCUAUUACAACUACGGUAUUGACUGGCAGAUGGGAGCAGGGUGCCACGUGGCAGGAUUCCUCACGGUGUUCUCCAGCGAGCUGUCCGUUUACACGCUGACGGCCAUCACUCUGGAGCGCUGGCACACCAUCACUUAUGCCAUGCAGCUGGAGCGCCAACUGCAUCUGCGUCACGCAUGCGCAAUAAUGGCAGCGGGCUGGCUUUUCGCCCUGCUGACCGCUCUGAUGCCCAUGUUGGGAGUAAGCAGCUACAGGAAGACCAGCAUCUGCCUGCCUAUGGAUGUGGAGACGGGUCUUUCCCAAGGUUUCGUGGUGCUGUUGCUCAUCCUCAACGUGGCCGCUUUUCUGAUAGUGUGCGUAUGUUACCUGCGAAUCUACCUGACGGUACGCAAUCCGGCUUUCGUUCCGGCCAACGCGGACAUGCGCAUAGCCAAGCGGAUGGCUGUGCUCAUCUUCACAGAUUUCCUGUGCAUGGCACCCAUCUCCUUUUUCGCCAUCUCUGCAGCUUUAAAACUACCACUAAUAACUGUCUCUCAUGCCAAAGUCUUGCUGGUGCUAUUUUACCCCAUCAAUUCCUGCUCUAAUCCCUUUCUGUACGCAUUCUUCACAAAAACCUUCAAGAGGGAUUUCUUCAUUCUUACCAGCAGGUUCGGAUGCUUUAAAACCCGCGCCCACAUCUACCGCACAGAGAUCUCUUCGGGUCAAAACGGAGCUGCUGUGCCUUCGCCGAAGACUAGUGAUGGUACGCUGUACUCUCUGGUGCAGAUCGCCCAAGUGCAUUAAUAUUGGAUCUGUCCACCAUAAGUCAACUGAAAAUAUACGCUGAUGUGCGAAAAUGAGGAAAAAUAAGAAAUAUAGUAAAUCAUGCUUUGGACAAAGUUUGGUUGACAUGAAAUUCUGAAAGGAUUGUCCUAUAGGUGAAUUGGGGUAAAUGCAUCUUGGCCUGAUGUAAAUAAUAUUGUGAAAUUAUCCUGCUUGACUUUUAACAGAUUCAGAUCUUAAAGUGAUUACACCAUUCACAAGAUGCUGCUUGAUUGACUUUUAACAGGGUCUAUAUGUAUUACUGUAAAAAAUACUUUAUUUUACUACAAAUUCUGUACAUCAUCUAAUUUUUCAACCUGUAGCAUUUAGAUUUUUUAUGAUUAUGAUAUGAUACACAUAUGGUUGCAUAGUGGUCAAAUUGUUCAAUAUUUGCUUUUUUAAUACAUGAAGUGUGUGGUACAAAAUGGACAAAACACUAAACCUUAAGGUAUUUCUUGGACAAAAUAAAAUGCCAAAAAAACAACCACAGAAUAUUUGGUAAUCUGGAUUUCGUUUAGUCACAAUGGUGAUAGUAGUCUUAUUUUCCCCCAUGGUGUAGGCCUAUAUCCGAGUGAAUCAGCUUUUAAAAUUAAAAAAAUGUAGGGCUGGAUCGUUGAAAGUUGUGUCAUGUUGCUACUUGUUUAUCGCUGCAAUCUUUUCCCAGGCAACGCCCACCUGCCAUACCGUACGACCGGAAGUAAACCCAACUGAAAAAUCCAGCUAAGACCAACAUAAGCUGGUUAGCUAGUCUCCCAGCUUGGUUUUAGCUGGUGUUGCUGGUUAGGCAAGCUGGUCUAGCUGUGUUUUGGUCACUAUUUAAGCUGAUCUACCUGGACUUAGCUGGUCAGGCUGGAAGCCCAGCUGACCCACCAGCAUGACCAGCUAUGCCAGGUUGGGAGGAACCUGGGAGCUUAAACCAGCUACUGCCACCUUAAACCAGUAAAAAAACAGCUACCAGCUUAUGCUGGUCUUAGCUGGAUUUUUCAGUAGGGAAGAGAGAUUGUGUCAAGGAGAUUUGCAUUUCUGAUUAAAGAUUAUGAGGGCACGUUAAU
Messenger RNA from Paramisgurnus dabryanus, 3283 nucleotides. The record is from RefSeq and is a predicted model, not a curated record. Lineage: Eukaryota; Metazoa; Chordata; Actinopteri; Cypriniformes; Cobitidae.